This is a messenger RNA of Colletotrichum higginsianum IMI 349063, 1554 nucleotides long. RefSeq lists its product as uncharacterized. The transcript is spliced from 3 exons. The coding region runs from base 1 to 1554 and encodes 517 amino acids. The record is from RefSeq and is a predicted model, not a curated record. NCBI's taxonomy places the organism in Eukaryota, Fungi, Ascomycota, Sordariomycetes, Glomerellales, Glomerellaceae.
AUGGACGAGCAGAACCAAGACACUAUCAGCCGCAGGAACCUCCGACGAUCAGCGCUGGGCAAGGAGUGCAUCUUUUCGGUGGCGAGACCGCGGCCUCAAGAUCAGGAUCUCCGGUUCGGCAGCAGGCCCGGACCCAAGGCCCAUGACCGGUUCAUCCACGUGGACCCGGCCAUGUAUCGCACCGGCAGCAACAGCACCGGCGGCAACGUGGACAACAUCAGCAACAACAACAACAACGGCCAACAAGCGUCCAAAGAGCGGUCUGCCGGCCCGUCGUGGCGCCAAAACCACCCCGAUGCCUACGGAGAGGACGCGCGUAACGGCGGUUUCCACGGUUGCUGGCCCGACACGCUCCCGCCUCUGCACCACCAUCAUCUCCCGGCGGCCUCCAUCCCCUCAGCAACAGCGGCGCCCAUCACGAGGCCGCCGAGCCAGGCCGCCUCCCUGACGCUGGACCGUGACGUCGACAUGGCCUUCCAGCACGCCGAGCGGGCCAGCUCGUCCGGCCAGAGCGAAGCCCACCUCUCCUCCGUGUCGGACGAGGGCUGGUACUGGAACAACGUCCCGGACUUCAGCGACAAUGCGUACAGCGGCAGCAGCGCCGACAUCUACCGCGCCGUGUCGGACGACUUUGCUCUCCUGGUCUCACGGGGCGGCAUCCCCCCACCACAUGAAGAGGGCCACGGCGGCCGAGACAAGAGCAGGCAGCAGCAGCAGCAGCAGCACGCCCCGGCACCCGGCAGGCUCCGGGGCCAUGACGUUGUCGUUGGCGGCGGGGUCUCGUUCCUCUUCCGCCUCCUCCUCCACCGAGUGCUCCUGCGUGCAGCAGCUCACGCUGAGCCUGUUCGACCUCAGCACGUGGAAGGCGGACCAGCGGCCGGGCGCCCCGGCCGACGCCGACUCCCCGACCCUGUCCGAGUACUGCAUGAUCUACCACAACUCCAUGGGCCUGUGGGAGCGGCUCACCAUGGGCUGCGUGCGCUGCCUGUCGCGGCCGCAGUUCGCGCAGCUGCUGAUCCUCAACAUCGAGCAGCUCGUCCACCUGCAGCGGAACCAGCAGGCCCUGCAGCAGCGGCCGCGCCCCGCCUCGUCGUCGUCGACGCCUCCGUCGCCAUCGACAUCGCCCGCCCUCUCCGACGUCAUCAGGAUCGGGGACUACGUGGUCGAGAGCGAGGCCGAGAGGGCGGCCAUCGUCGGGCCCCUGCUGAAGGGCCGGGCGGCCGGUCUGAUGGACUUCAUCGACGGCCUCCGCGAGCUGCUUCUGCCCACGGGCAUGCCGGAUCUGGGGGCAAGGCUGGACUCGAUGACGGAGAAGCUGAAGCAGCGAGGCCUGGAGUGUGGUUGACCGGCAACAUGUCGACUGGUUGGGGUUCGGUGACCGGUGCCGAUCCCGAUAUGAGAACAACAGCACGACAGCUCUGCUUCCGGUCGUGCAUUGCUCAUAAUGCCGCACCUGUUGCCUCCCACACAUGGGCUCCAAUCUGUCAGAAGGGCACGUUGGGGUGGAAACCUUGCCGCAUGUCAGGUGGAUACGACCGACGUGACCUCCGUUGA